AUGAGUGGUGAAGAUGGACAAAUAAAUGUAGAUAUAUAUGUGAAUGUGAUUUAUUUUCCUUUCAAUUUGUUUAUUGUGUACAGCAGGGCAUAUACUUCUCUUGUCUUGGUUGGAUGCACAAAUCUGUGUGCAGUGCUUUUUGCCCGUUGCCUAGACGAUCACUUGGUUUCUCUGAGGAUGUCUGGUUCUCGUAAAGAGUUUGAUGUGAAGCAGAUUUUGAAAAUCAGAUGGAGGUGGUUUAGCCAUCAAGCAUCAUCUCCUAAUUCUACAGUUGACAGCCAGCAGGGAGAAUUUUGGAAUCGAGGACAGACUGGAGCGAACGGUGGGAGAAAGUUUUUAGAUUCAUGUAGCCUGCAAUUGCCUUUGGCUUCAAUUGGUUACCGAAGGUCCAGCCAACUGGAUUUUCAGAAUUCACCUUCUUGGCCAAUGGCAUCCACCUCUGAAGUCCCUGCAUUUGAGUUUACAGCAGAAGAUUGUGGCGGUGCACAUUGGCUGGAUGGACCAGAAGUGGGUGAUGGCACUAGCGAAGAAGAAAAUGAAUCUGAUUCCAGUUCGUGCAGGACUUCCAAUAGUAGUCAGACAUUAUCAUCCUCCCAUACUAUGGAGCCAUGUUCAUCCGAUGAAUUUUUCCAAGCCCUUAAUCAUGCUGAACAAACAUUCAAAAAGAUGGAAAAUUAUUUGAGACACAAACAGUUAUGUGAUGUAAUUUUAGUUGCUGGUGAUCGCAGAAUUCCAGCUCACAGAUUGGUGCUCUCCUCUGUCUCAGAUUAUUUUGCUGCCAUGUUUACUAGUGAUGUCAGGGAAGCAAGACAAGAAGAAAUAAAAAUGGAAGGUGUAGAACCAAAUUCCCUAUGGUCCUUGAUUCAGUAUGCAUAUACAGGCCGCCUGGAAUUAAAAGAAGAUAAUAUUGAGUGCCUGUUAUCUACAGCUUGCCUUCUUCAGCUUUCACAGGUUGUAGAAGCAUGCUGUAAGUUUUUAAUGAAACAGCUUCACCCAUCCAACUGUCUUGGAAUCCGUUCUUUUGCUGAUGCUCAAGGUUGUACAGAUUUGCAUAAAGUGGCUCACAAUUAUACCAUGGAAAAUUUCAUGGAAGUAAUUCGAAACCAGGAAUUUGUAUUAUUACCAGCCAGUGAAAUUGCAAAGCUCUUAGCCAGUGAUGACAUGAACAUUCCUAAUGAGGAGACAAUAUUGAACGCACUUCUUACUUGGGUUCGUCAUGAUUUGGAACAGAGACGGAAAGAUCUCAGUAAACUUUUGGCUUAUAUUAGGCUACCUCUUCUUGCACCACAGUUCCUAGCAGACAUGGAAAAUAAUGCACUUUUUCGAGAUGAUAUAGAAUGUCAGAAACUAAUUAUGGAAGCAAUGAAGUAUCACUUACUACCAGAGAGACGGCCCAUGUUACAGAGUCCUCGGACAAAACCUAGGAAGUCAACUGUUGGUACAUUAUUUGCAGUUGGAGGAAUGGAUUCAACAAAAGGAGCAACAAGCAUUGAAAAGUAUGAUCUUCGUACAAAUAUGUGGACUCCUGUAGCAAAUAUGAAUGGGCGGAGGCUGCAGUUCGGCGUUGCAGUGUUAGAUGACAAACUGUACGUGGUUGGAGGAAGAGAUGGACUGAAGACGUUGAAUACUGUAGAAUGCUACAACCCUAAAACAAAAACUUGGAGUGUGAUGCCUCCUAUGUCUACACAUAGGCAUGGCCUUGGCGUGGCUGUACUGGAAGGUCCCAUGUAUGCAGUAGGAGGACAUGAUGGGUGGAGCUAUCUGAAUACAGUGGAAAGAUGGGACCCUCAGGCGCGCCAGUGGAACUUUGUUGCUACUAUGUCCACUCCCAGGAGCACAGUUGGUGUGGCUGUACUAAGUGGAAAACUUUAUGCAGUUGGUGGUCGUGAUGGAAGUUCCUGUCUCAAGUCAGUAGAAUGUUUUGAUCCUCAUACUAAUAAGUGGACACUGUGUGCACAAAUGUCAAAAAGGAGAGGGGGAGUAGGAGUCACUACCUGGAAUGGAUUGCUGUAUGCCAUUGGAGGACACGACGCGCCUGCGUCCAACUUGACUUCCAGGCUGUCUGACUGCGUGGAGAGAUAUGAUCCUAAAACAGAUAUGUGGACUGCAGUGGCUUCUAUGAGCAUCAGCAGAGAUGCUGUGGGGGUCUGUUUACUUGGUGAUAAAUUAUAUGCUGUUGGAGGGUAUGAUGGACAGACUUACCUUAAUACAGUGGAGGCUUAUGAUCCCCAGACAAAUGAGUGGACUCAGCGUGUUUUCUCACUACUAGAAAAGACUUGGCUUGGCACACCAAUACAGUUUACCUGGCAGAAAACAUCAGGAAACUAUCUUGCAGUAACAGGAGCUGAUCAUAUUGUGAAAAUCUUUGAUCGCCAUGGUCAAAAAAGAAGUGAAAUCAACUUAUCUGGUAACUGUGUUGCUAUGGAUUGGGACAAGAAUGGAGAUAUUCUAGCAGUGAUUGCUGAGAAAUCCAGUUGCAUUUAUCUAUGGGAUGCCAACACAAACAAAACCAGUCAGUUAGAGAGUGGCUUGAGGGAUCAAUUGUCUUUCCUUCUUUGGUCAAAAUUUGGAAGUUUCCUGGCCGUUGGAACUGUUAAAGGAAAUUUGCUAAUUUAUAAUCAUCAGACAUCUCGAAAGAUUCCUGUCAUUGGAAAACAUACUAAGAGAAUCACAUGUGGAUGUUGGAAUGCAGAAAACAUGCUUGCUUUAGGUGGUGAAGAUAAAAUGAUUACAGUUAGUAAUCAGGAAGGUGACACAAUAAGACAGAUACCAGUGAGAUCGGAGCCUAGUGACAUGCAGUUUUCCAUGAUGAAGACUAAUGACCGAACCUCCGCUGCUGAAAGCACAAUAAGUGUAGUGGUUGGCAAGAAAACUUUGUUUCUUUUUAAUCUGAAUGAACCAGAUAACCCAGUUGAUAUGGAGUUUCAGCAACACUAUGGCAACAUUGUCUGCUACAGCUGGUACGGUGAUGGCUACAUCAUGAUUGGUUUUUCUCGUGGAAAUUUUGUGGUCAUUUCCACUCAUAUUCGAGAGAUCGGUCAAGAGAUAUUUCAGGCUCAUGACCAUAAAGACAAUCUAACCAGUAUUGCAGUAUCACAGACCCUUAACAAAGCUGCUACGUGUGGUGAUAACUGCAUUAAAAUCCAUGACUUGGCCGAAUUAAGAGACAUGUAUGCUAUAGUCAGCCUGGAUGAUGAACAUAAAGGGCUGGGCACCUUGUCCUGGACAGAUGAUGGCCAGCUGCUGGCACUGUCCACCCAGAGGGGCUCACUGCACGUGUUCCUGACCAAGCUCCCCAUCCUUGGAGAUGCCUGCAGCACCAGGAUUGCAUACCUCACCUCCCUCCUUGAAGUCACCGUAGCCAACCCUGUUGAAGGAGAACUGCCAAUCACAGUUUCUGUCGCCGUGGAGCCCAACUUUGUAGCAGUGGGACUUUAUCACCUGGCUGUGGGAAUGAAUAAUCGAGCUUGGUUUUAUGUCCUUGGCGAGAAUGCUGUUAAAAAAUUGAAAGAUGUGGAAUAUCUGGGGACAGUAGCCAGUGUUUGCCUUUAUUCUGACUAUGCGUCUGCACUUUUUGAAGGCAAAGUCCAAUUACAUCUGAUAGAAAGUGAAAUGUUGGAUGCUCAAGAAGAACGUGAGACGCGACUUUUCCCAGCAGUGGAUGAUAAGUGCCGUAUUUUAUGUCAUGCCUUAACUGGUGAUUUCCUCAUCUAUGGCACAGAUACUGGUGUUAUUCAGUAUUUCUACAUUGAAGACUGGCAGUUUGUUAAUGAUUAUCGACAUCCCGUCAGUGUGAAAAAGAUUUUUCCUGACCCAAAUGGGACCAGAUUAGUUUUCAUUGAUGAAAAAAGUGAUGGAUAUGUCUACUGUCCAGUUAAUGAUGCUACCUAUGAGAUUCCAGAUUUUUCGCCAACCAUUAAAGGUGUUCUUUGGGAAAACUGGCCAAUGGAUAAAGGUGUAUUUAUCGCCUACGAUGACGAUAAGGUAUACACAUAUGUCUUUCACAAGGACACUAUCCAAGGAUCCAAGGUCAUUCUGGCUGGUGGCACCAAAGUUCCUUUCUCUCAUAAACCUUUGCUGUUAUAUAAUGGAGAGUUGACCUGCCAGACCCAGAGUGGAAAAAUAAACAACAUCUACCUUAGCACUCACCGCUUCCUCGACACUUUAAAAGACGUGGGGCCUCAUGAACUGAGGCAGGUGCUGACACAGACUUUAAUGCUAAAAAGGUUUUCUGAUGCCUGGGAACUGUGCAAGAUUCUCAAUGAUCAGGCUGCCUGGAAUGAACUGGCCAGAGCCUGUCUACACCACAUGGAAGUGGAGUUUGCAAUCCGUGUUUAUCGGACUAUUGGAAACGUUGGCAUGGUGAUGUCCUUGGAACAAAUAAAGGGAAUAGAGGACUACAAUCUUCUGGCAGGACAUCUUGCCAUGUUCAGCAAUGACUUCAACCUGGCUCAGGACCUGUACCUGGCAUCCAGCUGCCCUGUUGCCGCCCUUGAGAUGAGAAGGGAUUUGCAGCACUGGGACAGUGCUCUACAACUGGCAAAACGUUUAGCCCCAGACCAAAUACCGUUUAUAUCAAAAGAAUAUGCUAUUCAGCUUGAAUUCACAGGUGAUUAUGUAAAUGCUUUGGCUCAUUAUGAGAAAGGAAUAACAGGUGAUAAUAAGGAACACGAUGAGGUGUGCCUGGCUGGCGUGGCCCAGAUGUCCAUAAGAAUGGGAGACAUCCGCCGAGGGGUCAACCAAGCCCUCAAGCACCCCAGCAGGGUCCUUAAGAGAGACUGUGGAGCCAUCCUGGAGAACAUGAAGCAAUUUUCAGAAGCAGCUCAACUGUAUGAAAAAGGUCUCUACUAUGACAAAGCAGCAUCUGUGUACAUCCGCUGUAAGAACUGGGCAAAAGUUGGUGAGCUUCUGCCUCAUGUUUCUUCUCCAAAGAUUCACUUGCAGUAUGCCAAAGCUAAAGAAGCAGAUGGAAGAUACAAAGAAGCUGUUGUGGCUUAUGAGAACGCAAAACAGUGGAACAGUGUGAUCCGCAUCUACCUGGACCACCUCAACAAUCCAGAAAAGGCUGUCAGUAUUGUCAGAGAGACCCAGUCCCUGGAAGGAGCCAAGAUGGUAGCCAGAUUUUUUCUACAGCUUGGUGACUACGGAUCUGCCAUCCAAUUUCUUGUUAUAUCCAAAUGUAAUAACGAAGCUUUCACACUGGCUCAGCAACACAACAAAAUGGAAAUCUAUGCAGACAUUAUUGGUUCUGAAGAUACCACUAAUGAGGACUAUCAAAGCAUAGCCUUAUAUUUUGAAGGAGAAAAAAGACAUUUUCAGGCUGGAAAAUUCUUCUUGCUGUGUGGCCAGUAUUCACGAGCACUUAAACACUUCCUGAAAUGUCCAAGCUCAGAAGAUAAUGCAGCAAUAGAAAUGGCCAUUGAAACUGUUGGUCAGGCCAAAGAUGAACUGCUGACCAGUCAACUGAUAGACCAUCUUAUGGGAGAGAGUGAUGGCAUGCCCAAGGAUGCCAAGUACCUGUUCCGCUUGUACAUGGCCCUGAAGCAGUAUCGGGAAGCCGCCCGGACCGCCGUCAUCAUCGCCAGGGAAGAGCAGUCUGCAGGAAACUAUCGGAAUGCACAUGAUGUUCUCUUCAGCAUGUAUGCAGAACUUAAAUCUCAGAAGAUCAAGAUUCCCUCUGAGAUGGCCACCAACCUCAUGAUUCUGCACAGUUACAUACUAGUGAGGAUCCACGUGAAAAAUGGAGAUCAUAUGAAGGGAGCACGUUUGCUCAUCCGGGUGGCCAACAACAUCAGCAAAUUCCCAUCACACAUCGUACCCAUCCUGACAUCCACUGUGAUCGAGUGUCACAGGGCCGGCCUGAAGAACUCGGCCUUCAGUUUCGCAGCCAUGCUGAUGAGGCCCGAGUACCGCAACAAGAUAGACGCCAAAUACAAAAAGAAGAUCGAGGCGAUGGUCAGGAGACCGGAUACAUCCGAGACAGAAGAGGCCACAACCCCAUGUCCCUUCUGCGAAUUUCUCCUCCCAGAGUGUGAACUCCUCUGUCCUGGGUGUAAAAAUAAUAUCCCAUAUUGCAUUGCAACAGGUCGACAUAUGUUGAAGGAUGAUUGGACGGUGUGUCCACAUUGUGACUUCCCUGCUCUGUACUCAGAAUUCAAGGUCAUGUUAAGCACUGAAAGCACAUGUCCUAUGUGUUCAGAAAGAUUAAACUUGGAUCAACUGAAAAAAACCUCUGACUGUACCCAGUACCUGCGGACAGAAGUGGAGCAAUGAGCGGCAUGUGUGAGUGUAAUGAUCCUGAGAAGACAACGUUUUUCCACAAGAGGCUGUGUUUCUGCCCCUAGCAGAUUAAGGAUGGUUCUUUCUGGAUACAGAAAAAAUAAAGUCACAUCUCCAGGUCACCACUUUGAACUUCUGCAGAGUGACAGUGAUACAUAACAUGCUACUUUUUAUACUUUGCAUAUUUCCUCUUCUGAGUCUUACAUA
Budorcas taxicolor (takin) is the source of this 6486-nucleotide messenger RNA. Its product is annotated as WD repeat-containing protein 19. Lineage: Eukaryota; Metazoa; Chordata; Mammalia; Artiodactyla; Bovidae. Gene Ontology annotation, molecular function: protein binding. The coding region runs from base 1 to 6273 and encodes 2090 amino acids. Gene Ontology annotation, biological process: cilium assembly; intraciliary retrograde transport. The transcript has 47 exons. Gene Ontology annotation, cellular component: intraciliary transport particle A; cilium. The record is from RefSeq and is a predicted model, not a curated record.